Molecule: messenger RNA, 2752 nt
Organism: Hemibagrus wyckioides
Lineage: Eukaryota; Metazoa; Chordata; Actinopteri; Siluriformes; Bagridae
Product: transcription factor SOX-9-like
Exons: 3
Coding region: 242-1639 (465 amino acids)
Biological process (GO): morphogenesis of an epithelium; oligodendrocyte differentiation; chondrocyte differentiation
Cellular component (GO): nucleus
Molecular function (GO): DNA-binding transcription factor activity, RNA polymerase II-specific; RNA polymerase II cis-regulatory region sequence-specific DNA binding
Source: RefSeq, a predicted model, not a curated record
GUUUGUUCAUUACAUCUCCACCACUCCAACCCUGAGCUCAGAGUAAAGGAGCGGGAUUCUUCACUAAUCACCGAUCCAAGACUUGAGAAAGUUUCAGAAGCGCUCGGAUCUGAUCGCGCUCUGAUGGACUUGUGAAAAACUUUUGACAGCGAGUUUAUCCAUCGAUUUUUUUGCACACUCUGUGCAGGAUUCUUCACUGCGAAAAAAACUUUUCUUGUUCUAUUUCCAUUUUUUUUCUCGCAUGAAUCUCCUUGAGUCGUACGUGAAGAUGGCCGACGAGCAGGACAAAUGUCUCUCCGACGCACCGAGUCCGAGCAUGUCGGAAGACUCUGCAGCCUCCCCGUGUGAGUCCGGCUCGGGCUCCGACACCGAGAACACGCGGCCGCCGUCCGAGAAUCGGCUCAAGAAGGACGAAGAGGAUGAAAACAAGUUCCCUGUGUGCAUCCGCGACGCCGUGUCACAGGUGCUUAAAGGCUACGACUGGACGCUCGUGCCUAUGCCGGUGCGCGUGAACGGUUCGGGGAAGAGCAAGCCGCACGUGAAGAGGCCCAUGAACGCGUUUAUGGUGUGGGCGCAGGCGGCACGCAGAAAACUGGCCGAUCAGUAUCCUCACCUUCAUAACGCCGAACUCAGCAAAACCCUGGGCAAACUCUGGCGACUGCUGAAUGAAGGGGAGAAGCGACCGUUUGUGGAGGAGGCUGAGAGACUGCGAGUGCAACAUAAGAAAGAUCAUCCGGACUACAAAUACCAGCCCCGGCGGCGGAAGAGUGUGAAGGGCGGCCAGGGAGAAACCGAGGAUAGCGAGCACACACACAUUUCCCCCAACGCCAUCUUUAAAGCCCUACAGAGAGCUGACUCUCCUGCUUCCAGCAUGGGCGAGGUCCACUCUCCCGGAGACCACUCAGCAGGUCAGUCUCAGGGCCCUCCAACUCCCCCCACAACUCCCAAAACAGAUGUUCCGAGUGUGAAAUCAGACCUGAAGCGAGAGGGCCGUUCACUUCCAGAGGGUACGGGCCGCCAGCUCAACAUUGACUUCCGCGACGUGGACAUUGGUGAGCUGAGCAGCGACGUCAUCUCCAACAUGGAUGGAUUCGACGUGAAUGAGUUUGACCAGUACUUGCCGACGCAUGGAGCCCAGACCUACUCCUCUUCUGGGUAUGGCAUGGGCCAGACAGCAGGCACCAGCGGGCAUGGCUGGAUGAGCAAACAGCAGCCACAGCCGCAGCCUCAGCAGCACUCUCUUACCCCGCUUGGCACAGCUGGUGAGCAGGGUCAGGCCCAGCAGCGCCCGGCACACAUCAAGACAGAGCAGCUCAGCCCGAGCCACUACAGUGAGCAGAGCCAGGGUUCACCCCAGCAUGUGGCGUACGGUUCCUUCAACCUACAACAUUACACUGCCACCACCUCUACGUACCCAUCCAUUGCUCGCACUCAGUAUGACUACAGCGACCACCAGGGCGGUGCUGCCUCCUACUACAACCAGGGUUCAGGCCUCUAUUCCACAUAUAGCUACAUGAGUCCUGCCCAGAGGCCCAUGUACACUCCUGUCGCUGAUGCUAGUGGUGUUCCAAAUGUGCCUCAGACCCACAGUCCCCAGUGGGAGCAGCAGCCAGUCUAUACCCAGCUCUCCCGGCCUUAAAUGACACAAAAAAUGAGAAUAAGAGAGGGAGACAGACUAAACUAUUAGCACCACCCUAUCCAUAAGACAUUGCUCAUACGCACAGGCCUCAAAGGACCUGCUGUCCACUCCCUGCUCCAGCAAACACAGAAAACAAACAAAACAAGCAGGACUAAUGUUUAUUGUUUAAGUAAAGAAAAUAUCAAAAACGGCUCCCGACAGUGCCUUUUUAAAAGCUCUGAGUUGCGACUAUAUUUUUCUAGUUUUGAUGAAAAAGAAACUCGCUUGAAAAGAGAGGAAUCCUCUGUGAGGACAUAUUCAUUAUAAAUAUUUGUUAGUAUGUACUGUGUAUGUAUUAUCUCUUUUUGGUUGUUUUCAGGUUGUUCUGGGGGUUUUGUACAUUUACAGAGGAUGCGAGAGGUCUUAACUUCUCACCAGUGUAUUUUUGUAAAAUCAACACAUCCCUUGUUGUUCCUCUGUACAUGAUUUCAUGUGGUUCCCAUAGUCUUUUACAAAUGGGCAAAGCUGACAGCUGAAAAAUAUUCGUUUCCUGUGUGUGUUUGAACGUAUCUGCAUUCAUUGCAUUGGAAAUGCCAUACAUGUACCAAGUGCCAUUUAGUUGCACGUAAAGCCUUAGCCGAGAUAAAGUCUGUCUGCGUGCCAUCAGUGCCUGGUUAAGCAGUGUAGAGAUCCGCAGUGCCUCAGUAGCCAUCGCUCAUCUUGCUCUUCAUGUCUGAGGAGGACCAGGAAGUGCCCUUUGACUCGAGACUUCCCUAGAAGUCUCUAUUGAUCAUUUGUUCAUUCAUCUGCCACCCCCAUCAAGUCUUGACCUCUUUAAUUUAUUAAUUAGUAAUAACUUUAUUUGAAAAGUAAUAAUUAUUUGCAUUUAAUUUUUUUUAUUUUUACUUCACCUCUGUCUGACUAAUUUGAUAUGAAAUCCCCCAACCCAUGGGAUCACAAUUUAGUUGCAGUGCAAAUUUUAACCAUCUUGUUUUUAUUUAUCAUUUGUAAAUGUUUCCAUUUAAAUGGUCUUAAUUAGUUGUGUACAGAUAUCUUAUAAUUGUGAUAAAACUUGAUCAAAACAGAAAUAACUGGAAGUUUUCUUUUCUUUCUUUUUUUUUUUUUUCAAUUAAU